AUGGUCACCACCAGCGAGCACAAGCGCAUGCAUGGUGGGACCUCCCCAGUGGCCCACCACGACCUAGAGAACACCCUGAACUGCAGCUUCAUCGAGCCGCCCUCCGUGGUGGAGCAGCCUUCCCCAUCCUGGUCAUCCCGCGGCUCCUUCUCCUCUUUCGACACCACGGACGAGGGGCCGGUGUACUGCGUCCCCCACGAAGAGAGCGUGGGCGACAGCAGGGACAGGGGGACACCCGCCAGCCCCGGGGACAAGCUGGUGGCCCCAGCCGGCGCGGAGGAAGCUGUGGAGCAACGAAUUCGAGAGGAACAGCGAAUGAUGGAUGAGAAGAUUGUCUUGGAGCUGGACCAAAAAGUGAUAGACCAGCAGAGCACUCUGGAGAAGGCUGGGGUGUCUGGCUUCUACAUCACCACCAACCCACAGGGCAGGGGACUCGCCGCCUCGCCGUGGCGGGUGGCUGGCAGCUGGGGAAGAGGUCCACGGACUGUCUAUGAGAGGAUGCUUCUGGGCGUGUUGAGGCAGAAGCAGCCUCGCAAACGGGCAGACCCUUCCCAAGGAGACCUAAGGGCUCGAUGGCUGCCUCGCUCCGCCGACCUGACCCGCUUCUGCCAGAAACUCAACCGGGUGAAGACCUUGGAGGACGACAUGAUGGAGACGUCCUUCAACAGAUGCCUUUCCACCAUCGACUUGACGCUGCUGGGCAUCGGGGGCAUGGUGGGCUCCGGGCUGUACGUCCUCACAGGCACCGUGGCCAAGGAGAUCGCCGGCCCCGCCGUCAUCGUUUCCUUCAUCAUUGCUGGCUUCGCCUCGCUCCUGGCUGCUCUCUGCUAUGCUGAGUUUGGAGCCCGGGUACCCAAGACGGGCUCUGCCUACAUGUUCACCUACGUGUCUGUGGGGGAGAUCUGGGCCUUCGAGACCCACGUGGGCACCUGGCAGGUGCCGUUCCUGGCCCACUACCCUGACUUUCUGGCAGCCGCCAUCCUGCUGGUAGCCACCGCCUUCAUCUCCUUUGGGGCCAAAGUGUCCUCCUGGCUCAACCACGUCUUCUCGGCCAUCAGCAUGGGCGUCAUCCUCUUCAUUCUCAUCAUGGGCUUCAUCCUCGCACAGCCCAAGAACUGGAGUGCCCAGGAGGGCGGCUUCACCCCGUACGGGUUGUCGGGCAUCAUGGCCGGCACAGCCACCUGCUUCUACGCCUUCGUGGGCUUUGACGUCAUCGCGGCCUCCAGCGAAGAGGCCAGGAACCCCCAGCGGGCUGUCCCCAGGGCCAUAGCUUUCUCCCUGGGGCUGGCCACUGGGGCCUACAUCCUGGUGUCAGUGGUGCUCACGCUGAUGGUGCCCUGGCACACGCUGGACCCUGACUCUGCCCUGGCAGAUGCGUUCUACAGGAGGGGCUAUGCCUGGGCAGGGUUCCUGGUGGCCGCUGGCUCCAUUUGCGCGAUGAACACGGUCCUUUUGAGCAACCUCUUCUCCCUGCCACGCAUCGUCUACGCCAUGGCCGAGGACGGGCUCUUCUUUCAGGUCUUCUCCCGAGUGCACCCCCGCACGCAGGUGCCCGUCAUUGGCAUCGUGGUCUUCGGGCUGCUGAUGGCCCUGCUGGCCCUCGUCUUCGACCUGGAGGCCCUGGUGCAGUUUCUGUCCAUCGGCACGCUGUUGGCCUACACCUUCGUGGCUGCUAGCAUCAUCGUCCUGCGCUUCCAGCAGCAGAAGGUGGAUGUUCCCGCACUGGCCGCCGGUGCCCGGCCCAGCCCCGAGCCCCACGAGGGUCCAUCUGCCAGCGAGCUGAAGGAGUACGAGUCCUUCUCCGACAAGCUCCAGCUGGUAGACAGGGACAAGAGCAAAGAGCAGCGGGAGCCAGGGCAGCUGAAGGCAGCUUUUGAGCCCUAUCUGGAGUUUCUCAGCGACUUCUACCCAGGUGAGGUGGUCACGGUGGCUGUGGUGACCCUGAUGGUGUCCGCCAUCUGCCUCUGCUCCGUCCUGGUGUUUGGCAGCACUCACCUUCACCUGCCCACCUGGAGCUACUCCCUGCUGCUGGUCCUCUUCAGCCUGGGCUUCCUGCUCAGCCUCCUGCUCAUCUGGGCGCACGAGCAGCAGCGCGGCACGCAGACCUUCCAGGUACGCCCCGGGGGCCGGCUGGGACUAGUCCUUCUGCUGGGCACUCACCUUCACCUGCCCACCUGGAGCUACUCCCUGCUGCUGGUCCUCUUCAGCCUGGGCUUCCUGCUCAGCCUCCUGCUCAUCUGGGCGCACGAGCAGCAGCGCGGCACGCAGACCUUCCAGAGCCCCUCUGUUCUUGAUGCGGUGUGCGCAGAAGAUGCAGACUGCCCCGUGGGAAAGCCAGUGGAUCGUGGCAACGGGAUAAAAACUGGGAAAUGUGUGACUUUCAACACCACCCAUUCCACCUGUGAGAUCUAUGGCUGGUGUCCUGUGGAGAACAACACCCUGCCCAGGUGCAAUGCUUUGCAAACCAACAACCCCACCUAUUUCAAGAGCUGCAAAUAUGAUCCUUUCUUCAGCCCCUUCUGCCCUGUCUUCCGUGUCCGUGACAUGGUGGAGGCAGCUGGAGAGACCUUUGGAGACCUCGCACUGCUGGGGGGGAGCAUCGGAGUUCGCAUUGAGUGGGACUGUGACCUGGAUCGCCCUGCCGCCCAGUGCCAGCCACAGUACUCCUUCAGCCUGCGGGACAGGAGGUACAAUUUCAGCCAGCCCCAUGGCUUCCUGCUGGCAUUGCUACUCCCCACCCCGGUCAGCUCUUUGCUUCUUGGUAAUGCCCUGAGCAGGGAGGCUUCCCUCGUUAAGGAGCUGACAUGGGCCACGGUGGUCUGUGACCUGGUGCUGCUCUACCUGGAUGCGAAGGCUGACUUCUAUUGGAAGGAGAAGUUCGAGGAGAUCGCCGUGGGCCUUGACUUCCCCUGGCAAACAGGGACACAAUGA
This is a messenger RNA of Opisthocomus hoazin, 2931 nucleotides long. Lineage: Eukaryota; Metazoa; Chordata; Aves; Opisthocomiformes; Opisthocomidae. The record is from RefSeq and is a predicted model, not a curated record.